Molecule: messenger RNA, 1587 nt
Organism: Acanthopagrus latus (yellowfin seabream)
Lineage: Eukaryota; Metazoa; Chordata; Actinopteri; Spariformes; Sparidae
Gene: s100z
Product: S100 calcium binding protein Z
Exons: 5
Coding region: 480-776 (98 amino acids)
Cellular component (GO): cytoplasm
Molecular function (GO): calcium ion binding
Source: RefSeq, a predicted model, not a curated record
CUUCAAGGUGCGGGUAGGGAGCGAACGGACAGCCACGCUGGAUACAAGCUACAGCUGUGACAUUCAGGUGACCUUUAAGAGGCGGCAGAGGACCUGAGGGUACAUGAGGAGACACGACAACAUACAUCAUCCGUCGUAAAGGUCUUGACUCCUGCUCCUCUGCUGGAUCACCUGUAACCGAUGCAGACACAUGUGGAGGCCCCUGCAUGGCUCAGGAUUUGAUGAAUACCCAGCGGGGCUCCAGGGUCACACUGGCACAUGUUUUGUUGUUCACUUAACCGCCUUGAUUAAAACUUGGAAAGAAAUACAGUUACCAUGGGAGUCUCACCUGUGGAACUAAUUAUCGGCACAAAGAUAGAGGAUCGCCCACUUCGCUCUCCCUCAUUUCCUAAUAAACAAGCUGAGCCGCAGCGUCUGUCAUCACAUCUGUACGGGACUCUAACCAGGAAGCUGCAAGACGUCCUCAUCCUCCCAGCAGAAUGCCGAGCCAGCUCGAGGGUGCCAUGGAUGCACUGAUCACAGUUUUCUACAACUACUCUGGAAACGAUGGAGACAAAUUCAAACUCAACAAGGGCGAGCUGAAGGAGCUGCUGAACAGCGAGCUCACCGACUUCCUCACGUCUCAGAAGGAUCCGAUGCUGGUGGAGAAAAUCAUGAACGACCUGGACUCUAACAAAGACAACGAGGUGGAUUUCAAUGAGUUUGUUGUGUUGGUUGCCGCGCUCACUGUCGCCUGUAACGACUUCUUCCAAGAGCAGAAGAAGAAAAACAAGUAGGAAUCCAAACGUGAGCCGACUGUAAAUCUCUCUACAGUUUGAACGUGUUAAAAACAACACAGUAAACGUCCCCUCAGUUUCAUUAUUGUAUUAGCAUUUCCUGCUUUAUAGGAUGAGACGCUCUGUUCUGUUGUCUUGCAAAUGUUCAGCCUGGAGCUGUUAAACAACAACUUCUUUGAUCCAAAUUAGUUUUUUUUAUUUUAGCGUGAUGUUUGUAACUAGAUUAUGCAAAGUGCCCUUUUCCUAAAUUGUCUCAAUUGUCCUUUUUAUUGUGUUUGAAGCUGUUUUUUUAUUCCAAACGUGUUAGAAUUAGAGAAGAAACUCUGAUACUGACAAAUUGAUUCAGUGGCUUUAACCUUUAAAUUUGCACCUUUUGUCAUUUAGGAAUUUGUCUUGUCAUCCUUUGUUGUCAUUUCUCUGUAGUCCCAGUGGAGCCCCAGCUGCUGCUGCUGCUGCAUUUUAAAUGUCAAAAGUUAAAUAAUUGUGUUUCGAGGCGUUGUCGCGUCCUGAUGGCGCGUUUAGUAGGAAACAUGCUGGUCCCUCGUCAGUCCUGCUGUCAGUCCGUGUUCCCCGAGGAGGACUCUUCCCCCUCGUGUUGGCACAAAGCUGGAGUCAUGGAAAAAUGCACAGGAUCACGGUUAAUGUUGUGUAGCGUUGUUUCUCUCCUGUCUGUAACGUUUAAUCUGUUUGAAUCUAUUGUGAGUCUCACGAGAAAACAUUUAGAUAUUCUGACCAUCAAUCUGAGAAUCUCAUAAUAAAUCACCUGCAGUGAAUAAACAGCUCUGUAUCAUGUGGAAACUGGACAAUGUGA